Galendromus occidentalis (western predatory mite) is the source of this 2091-nucleotide messenger RNA. Its product is annotated as neprilysin-3-like. The record is from RefSeq and is a predicted model, not a curated record. NCBI's taxonomy places the organism in Eukaryota, Metazoa, Arthropoda, Arachnida, Mesostigmata, Phytoseiidae. Gene Ontology annotation, biological process: protein processing. Gene Ontology annotation, molecular function: metalloendopeptidase activity. Bases 1 to 2091 code for a protein of 696 amino acids. Gene Ontology annotation, cellular component: plasma membrane. The transcript has 5 exons.
AUGGGAUUCUCGAGGACUUUCUCGGAGUUGGUCGCCCCAUUGAUCGUCUGUGCGGUGCUUUCUCGGAGCGAGGAGGUCUGCGAAACUGAGAGCUGCCAAGCCAUUGCCGAAGGAUACAGACUAAAUGGGAGCGAAUCGGUCGAACCAUGUGAUGAUUUCUUCUCCUACGUCUGUGAGAAUUGGAUCAAAUCUCAUCCUUGGUUCGAGGGUACAGAGAGCCUACGCAAUGUCAGGAUUUCCACGCAACAACGGCUUUCGGAAGUCAUCGAAGUUGUUCUCAGCAAGAGACUGAAGAACCUGCAGAAACGUUUUCCGAGCCUACGCGAGUCUGAGGUUCAGGCUUUGAAGUUCUACACGAGCUGUGUCCGGUCCCAAGAAACUCCAAAUAUGGAUAUGUUACUGACGACAUUGCGGAGAUUUUUCCAUGACGUUGGACUCGACUUCUUCGACGAAGACCUCUCGGGAACAUCCCCGACGGCAUUUUCGGUUCUGCUGGCUCUCUCAAUCAAGUACGGCAUAAGUCCCAUUUUCAAGGUGAUCGUCGAUCACGAAUCAAUUACUCUGACAAGGAGUUCCCCGCCCAGGGCGGACGAUCACGCAACUUUCGAGCAUUCAGAUAUGGAAACUUUCUGGAAAAUCCAAUUGCUCGAGUACUUUGUCAAAGACGAUAAGUACGAUAUCCGUAUCGUGAAUCUUCUAGGAUCAAUGUUCAACGCCCUUCAGAUCCAGCUCGAUUCGGUGAGCCUGAUGAGGAUAGGGAGAAAUUAUUUCGCGAUCAAGAAGGCCAUAAAGUCUUUAUUCAACAUCCGAAUGCUCAGCUAUGACAGAACGCUGGCCGAGUGGGAGACACUCUCGGCGGUUCCCUGGAUGAACUACCUCAAUUCUCAUAUGGACAGCGCAGCUAGAGUGCAAGGAAAGCACCGACUCAAAAUGGAUUCCGCGUACUUCGAGCUUAUCGUGACCAUCACCACAGACCCGCAGCUGACAACGAUCUUCAAAGAUUUCAUCGCCGUUCACCUCCUGAUCAGCGAGUUCGGUGAACUCAUCGGUGAAAUUUCUCAUCGAAGUUUCUGCAGUUUCAUGCUCUCGUGUUGGGACCUCCACAAGAAAGUGGAACAUCGCUGCGCUGAGAAACAGACCAUCGAGGAAAUGAAAUGGACGUCGGUGGCUAUCGUCUCGCGAGCGCUCCACACGAGUUACAGCACUUUCACAGUCCGUUAUUUAUUCAGCCUCUUGAAAUGUGUGCUGGUCGAGGAAUUGACUAAGAGAAUGGACGUAGACAUCACCGUAACUCGCUCUGUUCUGCCUCGAAUUCUUCUCUUGCGGGACAGGGUCGCUUUUCCGCGAUACCUGGAGAGAUAUGAAACCACCGAGUAUCGAGUAUCCAUGUCGCAGGAAGACUUCUUGGAAAACAUAGUCGCCGUGAAGCGAGCUCGACAGAUGAAGGCUCUGUCGGUUUUCGGCGAUAGCCUGCAUAGGAAUGAGCCGAUGCUCGAGCACACGCACGCGCUAUACUCCACGAUCUAUGAUGACAUCUAUCUACCGGCCUAUAUGAUGCAGUACCCUUAUCUGGUUGAGGGAGCUCCACUCUGGCACAGUUUGGCUGCUUUGGGUUGGGUUGCGGCUCACGAGAUCGGCCAUGCUUUUGAUCUUUAUGUCCUCUCCUCGCCCAGAGAUUCCCCCCCACAGAAUGCAUCGGACUUCCAGAGAAAAUACGCUGAAUCUCAGCAAUGUUUCGCGGCACAGUUCGCGAUACCGGGCAAGAGAUCAGGAUUUCAAGUUCUAGGGGAGGCCAUGGCCGAUAAUCUCGGAUAUCGUCUGGUUGUCGAAAGCUUUAAAUAUCUUCGGCAGAAACGGAAGCUCCCUACUCUGAGACUUCAUCGUCUUACUCAAACUCAACUAUUCUAUGUGACGUUGGCGUUCGUGCAAUGCUACGCAACAACAGCCGUGAACAUGGAUUCCUUGACAGGAGUCCAUCCGCCUUUCUACCAUCGGGUGAACCGAGGGCUCUCGAACAUCGAAGAGUUCGCCAGCGCUUUCCAGUGCCGAUCACAUCACGCCAUGGUGGCCAAGCCCCGUUGCUCCAUAUGA